UGCGGUGGACGGCUGGGCCGCUGAGCCGUUCGUCAUCGCCUCUCUCUCUUUCUCUGUCUCUCUCUCUCUUUCUCUCUCUUUUUUUUUUUAUCCCAGCGUCCCUCCUGCGUAUGCAUAUAUGCGACGGUCUGAUUUCAUAACGCGGUGAGGAGGACGAGAGGAAUGGGGCUCUGAGAGGCGGAUGAACAUCAACCCCAUCGGUCGGCUCACCGUGCAGAGCAGCAGCUACAGCCGCCGUCUCCACCCCGCCGCUGUUCGCCGCCGGUGCCGCGCAGAGGAGAUGCGCUAUAGCGGAGGCUGCUGCUGCUGCUGAUGCUGCUGUUCUUUGCGUCUUGAGCAUCAUCGCCGCGACGGCCAAAGGGUGGGCACGGGGGGGGGUUGGGGGGAAAUCGAUCUCCGGAGCCAGGGACACACGGUAGACAGGGACAGCAGAGGAUGGAGUUCAAGCAUCUGGUGGAGGCGGCGGAGAAGUGGUGCUCCGGGAACCCGUUCGACUUGAUCUUCGCCGAGGAAAACGACGAGCGGCGGCUGGACUUCUACGCAGAGCCCGGCGUCUCUUUCUAUGUGCUGUGUCCCGGCGGCACCGACACCUUUCAUGUUUGGAGCGAGAGCGAGGACUGCCUUCCGUUUCUGCAGCUGGCCCAGGACUACAUUUCCUCCUGCGGGAAAAAGACUCUGCUGGAGGUGUUGGAGAAGGUCUUCACGUCCUUCAGGCCUCUGCUAGGUCUUCCAGACAUUGAAGAUGACAGCUUUGAGCACUACCAUGCAGACAUGGAGGGGGAGCCUGGGUCUGACCACCAGCAGAUGGGGGUCAGCCAGCAGUGACGACCCGCUGAGAGGACCCCCGAGCCUGGGCACGACUGCUCCUGAAGACUUGGGCCUUGAUACGUUAGCUCACUUAACAGCACACACUCUUGCAAACUUAUAGUUGACAUGCUGAACUCUCACCACCUUGUUCUUGAAUGUUUCAGUGGCUUUGCUUUCCAAAGACUGCACUUUGUUGACCUCCCCCACCCCGUACUUUUCUAAAAGACACACACAAAAGUUUGCAUUUUCACAUAUGUUAGGACUUUGUAUUGACUUCCAUUCAUUUUAGUAUAAUGACAUUUAUGCCUAGCCUUACCAACAACCCUUACCCUUACAAUUACCAGUAUAUUUGCAAUCCUAAACCCAACCAAAACUGGAUUCACACCAUACCUCUCAAUCUAACUAAACCCUAAAAAAGGGGGCCCACCCCACACGUAACUCCCCAAAGAGUUUGGUUCCCAUGAGUCUCUUUUGGACUUAUGGGGACUUAUGGGGACAUUGGUCCCCAUAAAUAUUUGUUUUAUGGGGACAUAGGUUUAAUUAUACCAAAAGAUCCUAAUUAGGCUACACAACUAAGUACAAACACAAACAUAUAUACACAAACAUAUACACACACCACUCUUAUGCUUUGGGGUUAUGUGAGCUGUAGCCAUGUACGAGUUAUAAUCAUUCACAGUCUGGUUAGUUAAAGUUCCACAGCACAGCAAUAUUAUAUCAGCUUUGUUAUGCAGAAAAACAUUCAGAUGUUACGGCAAUACGCACCCCACCCUCCAUGCCAACCCCGACCUGUGGAGGCGAAUGUGGCAGAUUGCUAACUUUUUCAGCCAGUCUGACAUAAAUGACGCACAAAUAACCAAUAACAUGGGGGAAAAACUGACAGUUUGUGGCUACGUGAAAGCAAAGGUCUAGCAGGUGCAGGAAAGAGAAAGGGAAGUGAGGAAAUAACGUGCAGUUAGUCGUGACACAGAUUCACGCUAGCAACAUCUAACAUAAACGCAGUCAAAUAGGUUAAGGUGAUUCCCUUGAUGCAAUCGCUCCUUUGUGUGGACUAGAAAACUCUACAGCUUUUCCUAGUAGCAUGGAUCAUUUUAAAGUGUUUGUUAAUGUUUGUAAAGCUGUGCAUCAAAAAUCAGUUACAAGUUGAAGAUCUUUUUGACCACUGUUGCUAUCUUAUGACUGUCACAAUAAUAGCCUGUGCUGCAGCUUUAAUCCUUCCUUAUUUGGGUGUCUCGUCACCAUGCGACACCCAGCCUCUUGAAUGUUGUAGUCUUCCUAUUGGUCCGAGGUGUGCCUCUCUUCCUGGGCACCACCUGAGGAGAUAACCCUUGUAAAGCUUCCCAAAAUUCCUUUCUUUUUCAUGAAAUGUUUUCAAUCUGUUAUCUCAUUUAGGGGUUCUUCAGAAUAGGCUUACAAAGGACACACCCACACACCCCUGGAGAGCAUGGGAGGAAGGAGUAACUAGAUACUGUUGACCACCCGGUUUGUGUGGAACGCUAUCAGGCCAAAAACUUGUGACUUUCAUGUGUCUUCAAUGUUUCUACGCCAUUUACUGUAUUUAAGAGGUUGUGUAAACUACAGAAAAUCUGGCGUGCCCUACCAUAAUAACAAUAGAUUAAUAGUGUGCAUUACCUGCAAGGUCUUUAGGCUUUUAAGAGUUUCCAAAAAUUAUCUUUGUUUGUAAAAAUUUCUUAAAAGUUCCUAACUCAUCCAGCAUGGCAUGUCAGGUUUGGAUGUGGAGAUGUGAUUAAAGCAAGUUAGUUACGUCUGACAUACAUGGAGUUGAGGAUUACAUUAGCAAUGGGGGCCAUGGCAUUGGUGCGUCAUAGUUUCCUACACGAAUAACUAUUAGAUUAUACAUCACACAGUAAUAUGAGCUUAAAAUGACAACAUAUUGAUUUAAAAAUUCAUUAAAAUAUUGGGGCUCCUGAGUUUCCCUUGUUUCUUAGAUCUAUCCAAGUCAGUGAUGUUUCUUGAGUGGUUGGUUGAAGGCAAAUGUUGUUGAUGUGUGCUUAAUACACAGACAAUGUGCAAACACGUUGUUUCACGCAAACAACAUUUAACAUACAAGUCACAUGAAAAGUUAUGCGUUUUUGACCCCUUGCCUUCCAUAACACAACUUUCAGUUCAAAUCUCAGUCAAUGCACUGCAAGACUUCCUUUAGCUUUCUACAGCUAGGUCAACACAAAGGAUUAACGGCUCCUCUGCCAAGUUACUUUGACUCGUAAAUGUUUUAUCAUCAUCAUCAUCAUCAUCAUCAUCAUCAUCAUAAUUUGCCUGUUUGAAUGUUUUCCAUGCAGUAUAUCCUCUGUCCUCUGACGUGUGUGACAUUGGUCAAUAAACGGUGUGAACUGAG
Poecilia reticulata (guppy) is the source of this 3160-nucleotide messenger RNA. It is a transcript of the gene mturn, whose product is annotated as maturin, neural progenitor differentiation regulator homolog (Xenopus). Gene Ontology annotation, cellular component: cytoplasm. Gene Ontology annotation, biological process: regulation of signaling; positive regulation of megakaryocyte differentiation. Lineage: Eukaryota; Metazoa; Chordata; Actinopteri; Cyprinodontiformes; Poeciliidae. The record is from RefSeq and is a predicted model, not a curated record.